Messenger RNA from Daphnia carinata, 928 nucleotides. RefSeq lists its product as uncharacterized. The transcript has 3 exons. The record is from RefSeq and is a predicted model, not a curated record. The coding region runs from base 63 to 812 and encodes 249 amino acids. NCBI's taxonomy places the organism in Eukaryota, Metazoa, Arthropoda, Branchiopoda, Diplostraca, Daphniidae.
CGACUGGCCAAACGGGAGCGAGUUGCAGAAAUUGUUGUGGCUUGAACGUGCCCGACUUCUUAAUGGCGAUAUCGUUUUACUCAUGGAAGGAUUGCUGGGCCAACCUGUGGCCGCGUCUGAUUUAUCGGUGUAACGUCACCAAGAUGUGGGAUAAAUUCGAUCGGUACAACGACUUGAUUACGAAUGGAACGAUGGCUGUCGAUCAUUUCUCUCGUUUGGGACAAAUGUCUGACGUGGAAUUGAAUCGCAGGACAACAGCCGUCGGUGAACGCAACGUGAAAAUAGCGGCUCGUAACAUCCAGCUGGUCAAUGAUUGCCUCCAACGUCAAUUAAAUGAAACUGCGAAAAAUGUAACGACGUCUGACCAACUUGCCGACCAAGUGGCUAACGUUUUAUCAACUCUCUAUCCUCUGCCAAUCCGCUGGAUCGUUGCUGUUUACACUAAUAGAACGUUACCAUCUCGAACAAAGUCCAAACUGUCAGCUGAUUACGCGUUCGAUUUGAAUGGAUUUCACGUUGCUCUCUUUCCGUUUGUGCAAGGUGAAAUGCCGAAUAUCAUCGAUGGCCGGCUCGUCGAUGCAUUUUGCAGUCGGCCCGUCAGAGAAGCGGGCGGGGCUCACAUUUGUGACGUCGGGAGUAAUGAUGGCGAGUACGUCUACAACGAACUCAGACGUCUGGGCAUCGUCCCGGACGCUGCCCAAUUGAUUGUUGUCCCAUCUAAAGGCCAGUUGAGCAUCAGAGUUACACCAACGGGCAGUUUAACUCCAUUCUUCGCAAAAAGAUAUCCGGAUUUUGACAUUGUCGCAUUUUAAAUUUAGAAAAUUGUGCCGAGUGGACUGUCGAUUCACAAGGUCAUUUGCAUCCCAAAGCUUUUGAUGGGUUUAUUCAAGUGACAUAGUUUUUUUUUUUUUUUCUUUGUAUUGAACUU